AAAAAGUUCUCCUGGCUCAGGGCUGAUCUCAGACUAUGCUCAGACCUUCAGAAACGCAUUUAAGUAAACUUGACGAACAUUUGCACUAACCAAGGACAAGACAAUCAUGGCAGAAUCUGAUCCGACUUGUUUAGCCUCUCUGAUCUACCUUCUGAGGGAAAGAUUCUACAGGCAGGUAAUAAAUACUUCUCUGCACUACCUGAGGUUGUACCCAAACGACCCUGUGCUUCUGUUCUUCAAAGCUUUUGCAACUCUGAAUGAAGGACGCUUUCAGGAGGCUGUGAGAGAGCUGAACCCUCUCAGAGACAAUCCUCAGGUGUGUCUGUGCGCAGUGAUGGCCCUGCUGUGGGCGCACAGGCAGGCUGAGAGCACAGAUGGAGAGGCAGUGUCUGAGCUGGAGUCCUCUUUAAAGAGAGCCAAGAGGACAGCUGGGGUAAAGGCUCUUUACUACGUCGCACUGCUCUACUGGAUCCUGGGGAGAAAUCAAAAAGCCAGAGAGUACAUAGACAAGAUGCUCAAAUUAUCAAACGGAUCUUUAGAGGGCUCUGUUCUUAAGUCAUGGAUUCUCCUGACCUCAGAGAAUGAUGCAGAACGAUCUCAGGCUUCUCGGUAUUUUGACAGCGGCAUUUCUGACUCAAAAAACGUGUUUGGAUUGAUGGGAAAGGUGGAAUUUUUCAUGGCGAGACAGAAGGAGACCUAUGCUCUGAAUAUCAUCAAUCAGAUCAUAGUUUCCUAUCCUGACUUUAUUCCAGCGCUGGUUCUCAAGAUGAACAUAUUUAUGGCUCUACGUAACUGGGAACACACAGCUGAGGUGGCUGAGAGGAUCCUGAAGCUAGAUGCACAUAACGUUAAAGCACUUCAGAUGCUAAGCAUCAUCUCUGCAGCAAAAGAUGGUGAUAUAGAGAAGGUGAAAGAAUAUCUUCAGUUACUUCUGCAUGCAGUUGAGGUCAUGGAGCCCAGCACUCCAAGUCUUCAUAUGGAGGUCACCAUGCCCAUUAGUAGACUGUGUGGACACAAUAAAGAUGUUGUCCAGAUGCUGAUGUCGUUUUUGCAGAAAUGUGUGUCCAAAGCACCAGAUGAUCCUGCCAUAAUCUCUGAGCUCAGUUACCUUCUCACUCUCCAACACAAGUACAAAGAGGCCCACAAAUGGUACAAUAAAGCUCUGAAUAUUGACUCAGACAGUGUGGCUGGUAUAACAGGUAUGAUCAGGUGUGAGCUAAUGGCAGGACGGGUGGAGAAGGCAGCAGAGCAGCUGGAGUUUUUCCAUGCAUCAAUAGGAGGCUCAGCAGAAAUCAUACUUUUACAAGCCAUUCUGGCCACAAAGAGAGGAGCCGCUCAGGACAGUGUGAUGGCUUUGCUGAAGGAGGCCACAGAGCUCCAUUUUCAGACUCUUCAAGGACUGUCUUAUGGAGUGGACUACCUACAGAGACUCAACCUCAGCUUCCUCCUCGAUGUCGUCAGCAUGCACCUUGCCAGAAGUCAGGAUAUGCCACAUGAUGUUGGUCAAUCCUGUCCAUUUGGACUGAAGCACGCCUGUAUGAUUCUAGAGGCAGUAAUUAAAGCCGCUCCCCGAGUGUUAUCCAGCUGCUAUUACAUGGCACAUGUCAAAUUCCUUACAGGAGAUCAAGCAGCUGCUCAACACUUUCUGAACCUCUGUAUGGAGAAAGAUCCCUCUAUGCCCGAGAUCCACCUACUGCAGGCCAAACUUCACCUUUUUGCAGGAGAGUAUAGCAAGUGUCUUAGCAGUUUAGAGUUGGGGGUCAGCUAUAACUUUGAAUUAAGACAGAAGCCACAGUAUAAUUUGAUCAAAGCCAGAGCUCUGAAGAAAGCAGGACAGCUGUCUGAGGCCAUCCAGUGUCUCCACAUGAUGUUUAACAUGCCAGGGGUCAAAAAGAUUGUUAAGGGACAGGAAAACCUGAUCCUGAACAGUGAGUGGGCUUCUCUGUACCUGGAGCUAGCAGAUGCCCUGCGACUAAACGGAGACCAGCAUGAGGCUACAAAAGUUAUACAGGAUGCAAUUUGUCGGUUUAAGGGCACCCCUGAAGAAGUUAGGGUAACACUGGCUAAUGUGGACUUGGCUUUAGCUAAGGAUAAUAUUGACACAGCUCUAAAUGCACUGGGAAAUAUAAUGCCGGGUGACUCCAUCUACAUACAAGCCAAGGAGAAGAUGGCCUGCAUUUAUCUUGAAAAACGGAGAGAGAAGAGUCUCUACAUAGCAUGUUACAGAGAAAUCUGUAAACAGCUACCGGGACCUCACUCUUAUGUGUUGCUUGGUGAUGCCUUUAUGAAGAUCCAAGAGCCAAAAAAAGCUAUUGAGGCCUAUCAAGAAGGUAUAAAAAUGGCACCCAAUGAUGCAACACUUGCCAAGAAAAUAGGCCAAGCCUUGGUGAGGACGCACCAGUAUGACCAGGCGGUUAAGUACUAUGAAAGUGCACUCCAAACAAGCAUAAAGGAUUCUGUGUGUUUAGAGCUGGCUGAGCUUCUGCUUAAACUUAAGCACUCUGAAAGAGCUGAGAAAAUUAUACUGAAGGCCUUGGAUCAUGAAGACAGCACUGAUCUGAAGACCAUGAUAAAUGAUGUCAAAUUUUCAAGAAUGCUUGUGAAAAUUCUGCAGGCCAGAAAUGAGCCAUGUCUGGAGAAGCUACAACAGAUCUCUGAUGUCCAGAAGAAGAUUAUGAGACGUUUGCCUUUUGAGCAGCCUGAGAGCACAGAUGAGCAGAGGAAAGUGGCAGCAGCUAUUUGUUGUGAGCAGGCUCAAGAGUAUCACCGGAAAUCUGAUCUCGAGAGAGUGAAGCAGUGCUUUUCAGAAGCCCAGAGCUACACUCCUGAUGACAUAGAGAUUCAUUUACAGGUGGUCCGGUUUCACUAUGAGCAACACCAGCUGGAUUAUUGUGAAGACCACUGUCUUAAGAUAUUGAAGCUCAGUAAAAAUCAUACUAGCACCACUAUGCUGUUAGCUGAUGUGCUGUUCCUGAGAAACCAAAUAGAGGAAGCCCUCGAACUGUACGCAGAUAUCCUAUCCGAACAUCCAGAUAAUUUCCAUGCACUGGUGAAAUUUCUGCACAUGCUACGCUGGGUAGGGAGACUAGAUGAAGUCCUGUCCUUCUUUGAGAAAUGUGAAGCCUACUCUCCAACUGCAGUUAGAGAAGCAGGUUACAACUAUGUCAAAGGCCUCUACUACUGGCAUGUGCAUCGUGUACGGGAUGCAAUGAUGCACCUGAACCAGGCCAGAAGAGAUGCAGAAUGGGGGGAAGAGGCACUUGAGCUGAUGGUGCAUAUCUGUCUAAACCCAGACAAGAAGAUAUUUGGCGGAGAGGUGUUUGAGAGCUCAGAGGAAGGCUCAAGUUCGAGUGCACCACUUGUCCUUGAUGAUGAAAAGUUAAUGGGAAUGAACAUAGCCCAGAAUCUGCUGAAAGAAUUCCGGCCGCACUCUGGACUCAGCCAGGACAAAGCCACAAUCCUUUACAAUAUCUGUUUGAUCUACAGCAAGGAGCCGAAACAAAUAGAGAAAGCUGUGCAUAUCCUGACCGACAUGAUUGAAAAGAAGGUGAUGUUGGGGACCUUAUUGCUAGUAGUAGCCCAGGCACUGCUGCUGCUCAAACAAGCUCCCAAAGCGAGAAACUUCUUAAAGAGGAUCAGCAAGAUGCAGUGGACCCCUGGCAUCGCUGAAGACUUUGAAAAAAGCUGCCUGCUCCUUGCUGACAUGUAUAUCAAAACAGGAAAAUAUGUGAAUGCUGAUAAGCUUCUGGAUGAUUGUAUUCGACACAAUAAGUCAUGCAGCAAGGCAUAUGAGUAUAAAGGCUUCAUAAUGGAGAAUGAUCAGAGGUAUAAGGAUGCUGCUGAGCAAUAUGAACUGGCCUGGAAAUACAGCUCCUGCAUAGAUCCUGCAGUCGGGUACAGACUCGCUUUCAAUUAUCUUAAGUACAAGAAUUACACACAAGCCAUUGAUGUCUGUCAUCAGGUCCUGCUGGAGCAUCCUAAUUAUCCUCAGAUCCAAACUGAAAUUCUACACCGGGCCCAGCUCUCUCUGAGACCAUAAGAACACAGACAUUGCAUCAACAUAAACACAUUUGCAAUAACAGGACAUGAUCUUAUUAAACAUUUUACAUUGAACUUCUUUAGGAGCAAAGUAGACAAGAUUAAUCGCUUUCGACUUGUACUCUUCCAUAUGGAUAUAAGCAAAUAUGUGACAGAUGUACAACCUGCAUUUUAUUUGCGUAUUUUGGAUGGCAAUUUAAAAAUGCAGAACUGCACAGUAACUUAUAAUCCUGCUUAUAUUUUCAAUGUGAUGUCAUUAAAAUGCUCCCCUGAGUGGAGCCUGGAAUGUGCAAAAAUAUAUAUUUCGUGUGAAUGUUUCAUUGUACCUCUAAAUGUUUCAAGUUUUCUUUUUUAUUUCUUAUUUCUUUUGCCACGCUGCUUUCUGCAUUACUGUUGGUACAAUGUGUGCUUAAAAUAAAUAAAUAAAUAGAACAAAUCUAGGCCCACCUGCUCCGUUUCACAGCCUUGAGUCUGCAUGUUUUUCCAGUAACAACAAUGAACACUCCAGAAAGAUACCACAUAUCUUUUACUUUACUUCUUUUUUUUUUUUUAUUCCAAUCUUAACACAGUGAAAUGUAAAUAACCCCUGCCUUCACCAGA
Clarias gariepinus (North African catfish) is the source of this 4638-nucleotide messenger RNA. It is a transcript of the gene ttc21a, whose product is annotated as tetratricopeptide repeat domain 21A. The coding region runs from base 107 to 4039 and encodes 1310 amino acids. The transcript is spliced from 29 exons. NCBI's taxonomy places the organism in Eukaryota, Metazoa, Chordata, Actinopteri, Siluriformes, Clariidae. Gene Ontology annotation, cellular component: intraciliary transport particle A. Gene Ontology annotation, molecular function: protein binding. The record is from RefSeq and is a predicted model, not a curated record. Gene Ontology annotation, biological process: protein localization to cilium; intraciliary retrograde transport.